Messenger RNA from Labeo rohita (rohu), 2338 nucleotides. It is a transcript of the gene smad3b, whose product is annotated as SMAD family member 3b. Gene Ontology annotation, biological process: BMP signaling pathway; transforming growth factor beta receptor signaling pathway; regulation of transcription by RNA polymerase II. Bases 196 to 1464 code for a protein of 422 amino acids. Gene Ontology annotation, cellular component: heteromeric SMAD protein complex. The transcript is spliced from 9 exons. The record is from RefSeq and is a predicted model, not a curated record. Lineage: Eukaryota; Metazoa; Chordata; Actinopteri; Cypriniformes; Cyprinidae. Gene Ontology annotation, molecular function: DNA-binding transcription factor activity, RNA polymerase II-specific; I-SMAD binding; RNA polymerase II cis-regulatory region sequence-specific DNA binding.
UGGAUUUCAUCUGUGUGCGGUUCACUUUUCACAGACCUGAGGGGCUGAACAGCAUCCGGCAAUAUGACUCUAUGGGCUUAACAAACUUUCUAUUCUUUUUGAUCUGGCCAUUUAACAGGUUAAUCGACGCUGCGUCUUUAAAAGCAUAGGACUGUGAUAAGGAAUAUAUUCGGAGCUGUUUUUGAUUUACUAAAGAUGUCUAUAUUACCUUUCACGCCUCCGAUUGUAAAGAGACUGUUGGGCUGGAAGAAGGGCGAACAGAACGGACAGGAGGAGAAAUGGUGUGAGAAGGCAGUGAAGAGUCUGGUGAAGAAGUUAAAGAAGACAGGACAGCUGGAGGAGUUGGAGAAGGCCAUCACCACCCAGAAUAUUAACACCAAAUGCAUCACUAUACCGAGGUCUCUGGAUGGCCGAUUGCAGGUAUCUCACAGAAAAGGCCUUCCCCAUGUGAUCUACUGCCGGCUGUGGCGCUGGCCUGACCUGCAGUCUCACCACGAGCUGCGUGCUGUAGACUUGUGCGAGUUUGCCUUCCACAUGAAGAAGGACGAGGUGUGUGUGAACCCUUACCACUACCAGCGUGUAGAGACACCAGUUUUGCCUCCAGUCCUGGUUCCUCGGCAUGCCGACAUCCCCACAGAUUUCCCUCCGCUGGAUGAUUUCAUCCCCGAGAACACCAUAUUCCCAGCGGGCAUUGAGCCUCCGAGCAACUAUAUACCGGAAACCCCUCCUCCAGGCUACCUAAGUGAGGAUGGGGAAACCAGCGACCACCAGAUGAACCACAGCAUGGACACAGGCUCCCCAAACCUUUCACCCAACCCUGUCUCUCCUGCAAACAACAACCUAGAUCUGCAGCCGGUAACAUAUUGUGAAUCCGCAUUUUGGUGCUCGAUUUCCUACUACGAGCUGAAUCAGCGUGUGGGUGAGACUUUCCACGCCUCGCAACCGUCUCUGACCGUAGACGGCUUUACGGACCCCUCUAAUGCAGAGCGCUUCUGUCUGGGCCUGCUAUCCAACGUCAAUCGCAAUGCAGCUGUGGAGCUGACGCGUAGACACAUUGGCCGAGGUGUGCGUUUGUAUUACAUCGGCGGUGAGGUGUUUGCUGAAUGUCUGAGCGACAGUGCUAUUUUCGUCCAGAGUCCGAACUGUAACCAGCGGUAUGGCUGGCACCCCGCCACAGUAUGUAAGAUACCUCCAGGCUGUAAUCUGAAGAUCUUCAAUAAUCAGGAGUUUGCAGCUCUGUUGGCCCAAUCUGUGAAUCAGGGGUUCGAAGCUGUUUACCAGCUGACCCGCAUGUGCACCAUUCGCAUGAGUUUCGUCAAAGGCUGGGGGGCAGAAUACAGGCGGCAGACAGUGACCAGCACCCCCUGCUGGAUAGAGCUGCAUCUCAACGGCCCCCUGCAGUGGCUGGACAAGGUGCUCACUCAGAUGGGCUCUCCGAACCUCCGCUGCUCCAGCGUGUCAUAGGACAAACCCUCAGCCCGUUUCAUAUAACCAUACUCUUCUAAUGACAUCCUCUACUGCUGCUGAAUGCCAAGCAAACAAACCUAUCAAAACCAAGGACGGGGGAGACAAACACCUGCUGGACUCCUCAGAGUGUCACUUUAUCAUUUACAGAUCCUAAUACUUUGCUGUGGGCAAAAAUAGACACGUACAGUUGAAGCACUUUGAACAAUGACACUCACGGAGCGUGGAUGAGUUUAAAAAUGAGGUAUUUUCCUCAUUGUGAAUUUAAAUGUGAUCAUGAAAUUUUUUGUUUUGAUCUGAAGGUAUUAGAAUCAUGGGCUCGGAAUAUGAUUGAUUAAAUCAUAGACAUCCUCAUAAGGGGGCCUCAAAGUUUCCACCACCUUCAGUGAAGGGUCUUGUGUGAACUUUUACAAUAUGUUAGCCUGAAGCUACUGCUUCUGAAAGCUGUUUGUGUGUAGCUGUGCUCAAGUAAAUUGCACUGCGCUGGACAGGUCAAUAUACAACGCGACUGCCGUUGGUCCCAUAUGCACGGUCGACUGGGUUUGUAUACACUACCAGUCAAAAGUUUUUGAACAGUAAGAUUUUUAAUGUUUUUAAAGAAGUCUCUUCUGCUCUCCAAGCCUCAGUUUAUUUGAUCCAAAAUACAGCAAAAGCAGCAAUAAUGUGAAAUAUUUUUACUAUUUAAAAUAACUGCUUUCUAUUUUAAUAUAUUUUAAAAUGUAAUUUAUUCCUGUGUUCAAAGCUAAAUUUUCAGCAUCAUUACUUCAGUCUUCAGUGUCACAUGAUCCUUCAGAAAUCAUUCUAAUGCUGAUUUGCUGUUCAAGAAACUUUUUUUUAAUCAAUAUUUAAAACAGCUGAGUAUUUUUUUUUUUUU